Molecule: messenger RNA, 5752 nt
Organism: Girardinichthys multiradiatus
Lineage: Eukaryota; Metazoa; Chordata; Actinopteri; Cyprinodontiformes; Goodeidae
Product: selenocysteine insertion sequence-binding protein 2-like
Exons: 18
Coding region: 179-2533 (784 amino acids)
Biological process (GO): selenocysteine incorporation
Cellular component (GO): ribonucleoprotein complex
Molecular function (GO): mRNA 3'-UTR binding; selenocysteine insertion sequence binding; ribonucleoprotein complex binding
Source: RefSeq, a predicted model, not a curated record
GAUUUCGUCGGCUCGGCCGCGACAGACACACUUCACUCAGCUAGCUGCUGCUUCUCAUGCUAAGCUAUCAAACAGGUUGUUCAUGAUUAACAAACGUGGAGUGGACUUUGACAACACGUGGAACCUUAUGUGAAAACACGAAUAUGUGACUACAUGUAAAAAAAAAAAAAGCCUGAAGAUGGAGAAGGAGAGCAAACUGUCAUCUGCUGCUGCGGCUCCUCGGGGUUUGGAUCAAAAGCAGCAGAAGCAACGAAGCAGAGAGACUCCUGAUCCUCUCACAGCUCCAGCUCCUCCUCUAGUCUUACCAAAUCCUUACGUGUUCAACCAAACCUCUACAAGUAAGUGGACAGAUUUGAGCCAAAAACAAGGAGGAGAUGUUUCAAGGAGCCAUGGCCACCGCAGCCGACGUCCUGUGAAAGAAACCAGUGACAAAGACAAGUCCCUUUGGGAUCCACAAACAUCAAAAAGCAGCAGUGACUUUCAGGGCCGAAAUGUGAGCAAAAACUCAGCGGAUGAACAGAAAAAAGUUGUAUCACCUUCAGGCUUUAGACAUGUUAGGUCUGCCCCGGCCUCUGGAAGGAAAUCGACACCAGCACUGGCAGAUUUUGUCCCGUUUGAAGUUAAGAUGGCUGAUUUUCCAGAGUUAGCUGUCGUUUUACAGAAAACGGCUGCUCAUGCUGAAGCUCAGAAAGACCUCAGGGGUCCUAGUCUUCAUUGUACAAGCCCAGAAACUCAGACAACUUCCUGGAAGGCUGGGAGAAAUGGACCUCCAGCAGUACUUGACCCCUUGCAAAAUAUCACCCCUGUUAACCCACCAGCUCAGUCGGUAUUAACAUCCUGGGCUAAUAUUGCCUCUCAGCCCCCAAAGAAACCUGCUGUUACAGACGAGAUAAUCCGCCGCAGUGACAUACGGACAAAAGGCAUCACUAACCCAAAAGAAGAGGGAACCCCAGGCAAGAAAAAGCGAAAGAGGAAAAGGAAAUCCAAAAGCAAUGCUGAAGAAGCAGAGGCCGAGUCAGAGAGUCCACUAAUUCAUCACGAGCCACCAAAACUUGAGGAUGAAGAAGAAUUCCCUGACUUGGCACUGGGUUUAACCAGGAACGAUAAGUUAAUAACCAGCAUUAAAACAAAGCUAUGCAAUGAGGAAAACCAAAGAGAAGGAGGAUGGCAUCAGUCUACUGACAUGAACAAGGAAAAGUCACCAGCAGGAAAAACUCAACCACCUGAAAUGGCAAAGAAAGGACAGAAAGCAGACAAAGUGCCCGGGAAAAAGAGCAAGGCCCCAGUCCAGCUGGACAUCGGAAACAUGUUGGCUGUUUUGGAAAAGAAGCAACAAACACAAAAAUUGAAGCAGGACACCAAACCGGUCAUUCUUUCUGUUGGUGGAGGACUACCUGUAGUCCAGAAGCAAUCAUUGGCUCUGAAGAAGCCGCCCUGGCAGCAGGAUAAAAUCGCACACAAUCCGUUGGACUCGACCAGCCCUUUAGUUAAGAAAGGAAAGCAAAGAGAAGUGCCUAAAGCCAAGAAGCCCACGCCUCUAAAGAAGGUCAUUUUAAAAGAAAGGGAAGAGAGAAAACAAAGACGUCUGCUGGAGGAGAGAGGACUGCUGCCUGAAAAUGAGUCAGAAAUGGCUAAUGAUGCUUCAGAAGGCCAGAACGACUCGAAUGACACAGAGGAGAUUCAAAGUUUUACGCAAGGAUUUGACGAACAGCUGAAUUUAAAUGGUACGAAUUCCUACAUGGAAGAGGCAGAGGAAGAGACUGACAAAGACGGAGGCAUACAGCAAGAAUUCACGUCAUCUGAACCCCAACAGAACAAUGUCCCGAAAAUUCACAGCAGGAAGUUUAGAGAUUACUGCAGCCAGAUGCUGAGGAAAGACUUGGAUGAGUGCGUCACUUCACUGCUGAAGGAGCUGGUCCGCUUCCAGGAUCGCCUGUACCAGAAGGAUCCCAUGAAGGCCCGCAUGAAGAGGCGGGUCGUGAUGGGCCUUCGAGAGGUCCUGAAACACCUCAAACUGAAGAAGGUCAAAUGUGUCAUCAUCUCGCCAAACUGUGAACGCAGCCAGUCUAAAGGUGGCCUGGAUGAGGUUCUGCACACGAUCAUCAACAUGUGUCGUGAACAGGGCGUACCGUUCGUAUUUGCACUUUCCAGGAAAACUUUGGGCCGGUGUGUCAACAAGGCAGUGCCCGUCAGCCUGGUGGGCAUCUUCAACUAUGACGGUGCACAGGACUUCUAUCACCAGAUGAUUGAGUUGUCAUCUGAGGCAAGGAGAGCCUACGAGGUGAUGCUGUCCAGCCCGGAACAGAGUGACCAGGUUGAUUCAGAGCAAGAUUCAAACGCAAGAGAGCUGCAGAUAAACAGCCUGGCUUGUGAAUGUAAGCCAGGACCUGACCGUAAAUGGUCUGAGAAACCACAGUACUUUCAAUUCUGGGAAGAGAUUCUGGGGGAUGAAAACAACCACGCUUUUCUGAGCCAUGCGGAGCAGCUCUUGGACAGUAAAUGUACAGAAAACGCUGAAGAGGAGAGCAGUUGAUCGCAGCAAAUCGUUUUGUGAAUAAAAAGGAAGAAAAAAUUAAUUUGGGGACCAAACCCACACAAGUCUUUGGUUAGUUUGUUUUUUUUCAUUUUGAUUACAUUUCCUGUGAAUUAUGAAUCCCUUGAAUUCUUUCAGGAAAGGAACCACUUACCAAGCCUCACGAUGUAAACCAUGUUGACUCUGACCCUUCCUGCAGGAUGUGUUUUUUUUGCUUGUAUUACUAGAAUUGAUAAAAUAACACUAUAUUUGAUCAUCAUGUUGACUUAAUAGUAGCUAUAUUUGAUCUUUGGAGGGAUGAUAGGAACUGAAGUGGAUGCCACUUGAAUUAGAAAUAAAACUGUUAAUCUAGUUAUUAUUUAAGCUGUAAACACUUCAUAAACCAUUAACAGGCAGUCGGAGGGCAUUGCUUAAAGGGUGAGGGAGGUGUUAAACGUGACCAGUGCCUUGACAAACAGUGAUUUUGCAUCAGUGUAUGAAAGGUCUUUCAGAACUGCCAAUUAGAGGUUGGUAAAGUGUUAACAUUUUAAUUAAUAACAGGUUUGUUAAUUAUUUUUAAGUCAUUAAUAAGGUUAGUCUUCUUGGAAGGUGUUAUUCUCACGUGUCAAGGAAAGACAUGGGAUGAAACAAGAUGAGAAACACCAGCAGAAGUAAUUGUCCUUUGGAAACAUGUGGAAAAGUCUACAUAGGAAAAAUAUAAGGCCAGUAGUGUUUAUAGAAGACGUUAUUGUGCCUUAAAUUGAUCAUUUUAUGAUAUGAUAUUAUCCUUGUCGCUGUUAUUCUAAAUGAAAUUUAAAUUCAGAAAGACUUCAGACAGGGAAAGAAGAUACUGAUUCUGUUGUGUUGAGAUUUGUAUGUUCACAUCAUACAGAUUAGUUUCUGCGCUCUGAUUUGUCACAGUUGGAGACUGUGUGAGCUACACAUUUCUUACAACUGCUCCGUAACAUAAGCACAUGUUGUCACACAGUACAUUCAAGUCAGCACCUAGAAAUAGCCAGCAACAAAUUCAUACAUACUUGUAGACAGGAAGAUUGUAAAAAACCUCAAUACUGCAUAUUCAUCUGUUGUUGCAGUAGCACAAUCAUUUCUUUGUUUUUCAGUUCUUUAUUUUAUUAUCUUCUCCUGUUUAAGGCCACCGAAUGUCUAAGAGUUGUUUCAAAAGUUGCCAGGGCAUUUGGAAAACAAACAGGCCCUCAGCAUCACCGAUCCUCUGCUGUACUCAACAAUGAGCAUGACAUUUGUUUUACACCAGACCCAGCUAGAGAAUCGUAGUCUCACUUGACCAAAGAGCACAAUUCCACCUUUAGUCUUAGUUGCAUUCAGCAAACUCCAUGUUUAUAUUUGUGGUUGUGGGUCAGAAAAGGCAUUUUCCUGGUCUGUCAUCAAAGCAAUUGCUUGGCAUAAAGAUACCUUUCAUUUGUCCAGCUCUUACCAGUGUUACCAUCCUCCUCACUCUUUGUGAUAGCAAGAUAAAUAAUGGGUUCUUGUCCGGCCUUGUCCAUCACAGUUCCAGUUGUUGUUUUAAACUUUUCGUUAUUGCUCUGACAAGCGAGUAGCUGGUGUAUGUGGACAGCACAUUUUUGUAGAUGUUCCCUAAUUUAAUAAGAUUUCAUGUUCUCUUAUGUUUCCCAUUUUGACAACUUGAGAUGAGAUAUCUGCUUCUGCAUGAUGUAGACGUCAGGUAAGCAGUCAGUCAUGGAUUACUAAUGAAAGGUCACAAGACGGUCAAAUCAACUUAAAAAUUUAAACUGUAAAUUAAAAAAUGCAUCAGGAUUUUUUAGGGGUGGCACGAAUUAUGGCGUUGGUGAUUUAGUUAGAAACAACAUUUUCUUUUUGUGGGAUUUAUUUUCCCCAAUAAAUUAAUGCAUUCAAAACCCAAAAGUUGGAUUUCUCACACUUUUUUUCAGUGUAAGAUUGUACUACUAAAACUGAAGAUAUAUUUAUUUACAUGUUUUUUUUAGGGGUGCCAAUAAGUAAUGAGGAUGUUUUAUAGUUUCAGAACAAAUAUGAUCGCAUUAAUUUAUUUCACCAAAAUGUUAAAUCUUUCUUUAUUUGUUCACAAAUCUAUUUUAAGAUAUACCAAGGAUGAUGUACCAACUACAUUCAUUCAUUUUCUGUUCCUUUUUUAAGCUAAAAGACUUAAAAACACAGUGUAAAUAACAUUGCCAGCUGAUUGUCUUCUAUUGCUGCACAUAGAAGACGGUGUGAAAUAAUAUUAUGAUAAUAAUUAUCAAGAUUAUAAUAAAACAGAACAAAUUACUGUGACCUGGAGUGCAAGUUGACAAUCAUGUUAAAAGAAGCAAUAAUGAUGCCCUUAAGAGAGAAGACGGCUUCGUUGGUCGUUUGACACGAAAGUACUAAUAUUCCUCACAUGUGAAAGUUGAUAAAAGAUGGUUUGUAGCGAUCUUGUCUUUUUUUUUUUUUAUUUUGUUUGAUUUCUUCAGCUGCUAAAACUGGGGCAGGUUGGUAAACCAUCAGACUGGAGGAAAGGUAAAGUAACACUCACUUAAAAUGCAGAUCAAACCGAGGGAUUCCCAGAAGAGCCAUAGAUGUUAAACUUGUUUACAUGGAGAAUAUUUAUUGAAAUAAUUUUAGGAGGCUGGUAUUGAUGGUGCGUUCAAGGACAUAGAGAUAAAAAUAAGGUUCCAUCAUCUGAGCUUGAACUGACAUGUAGGAAUCUUUGGCCAAUCUGUAGCAGAAAUCUGAUUUUAAUUUGAGUUUUGCCUAAAGUUCCACCAUUAUUAUUUUUUUGUGUGUUUUUCUUUAAUCAUAUGUUUAAAUGUUCUUCAGGUAUAAGAUAGUGUGUUAUAUAUGAUUUUUGUUUUGUUUUGUUUAGUCAUUUCUUCCGAUGAUACUUCCCCCUCACAGUGAAUGGUGUGUUUUUCAGGGAAGAGCACCUUGUCUAGCCUCUCUACAGGAGCUGAAUAAAGAAAACGUACUUAAUGUUUUUACACCCGGGCGAGUUUAUAUGGUUCGUGCUACUCAGAUAUCAUUUGAAUGCAAGAUUCCCAAGAAAUAUGACAGUCUCAUGAUUUUCAUCAUAUGAGUUUGAAGCUAAAAUCAGAAGAUUAAGUUUUCUUCAAUGAACAUAUAUAUUUAAUUUAAAGGUUCUGUAAUUAGUUGCAGACACCUUAGAUUCCACUGAUAUAUAUAUUUAUUUUUAGUGAUUCAAAUGAUAUGGCUACAUUUUGUCCUGAAUAAAGAAUGUGCAUAAAACUA